AAUGUUCUAAACUUUUUACUACAAAAAAAAGGUAGGCAUGGCAGUUGCAAGGGAUCUAAUGGGAAAGAAAAAUAGCAUCAUCUCGGUGAUUGGAGAUGGAGCAAUGACUGCUGGGCAAGCUUAUGAGGCUAUGAACAAUGCAGGGUUCCUUGGUGCUAACAUGAUAGUUAUACUUAAUGACAACAGACAAGUCUCAUUACCAACUGCUACCAUUGACGGCCCUGCAACACCAGUUGGAGCCCUCAGUAGUACUUUAAGCAAAAUUCAAGCAAGCACCAAAUUCCGCAAUCUUAGAGAAGCUGCAAAAGGCAUCACAAAGCAAAUAGGUGGAAAAACACACCAAGUUGCAGCAAAGGUAGAUGAGUAUGCAAGAGGUAUGAUCAGUGGUUCCGGUUCUUCAUUUUUUGAGGAGCUUGGCUUAUACUGUAUCGGACCUGUGGAUGGUCACAACAUUGAAGAUCUCAUCACCAUUUUUGAAAAGGUGAAAGCAACGCCUGCUCCAGGUCCAAUUUUGAUUCAUGUUGUGACAGAGAAAGGGAAGGGAUACCCCCCAGCAGAAGCAGCUGCCGAUAGAAUGCAUGGUGUUGUUAAGUUUGAACCAACAACAGGCCAUCAGUUUAAACCAAAAUCGUCCACACUUACAUACACACAGUACUUUGCUGAGUCAUUGAUUAAAGAAGCUGAAAUAGACAAUAAGAUAGUAGCCAUUCAUGCAGCAAUGGGCGGCGGGACAGGGCUAAAUUAUUUCCAAAAAAGGUUUCCAGGUCGCUGUUUUGAUGUGGGGAUAGCUGAACAACAUGCUGUUACAUUUGCAGCUGGUUUAGCAGCGGAAGGUCUCAAGCCAUUUUGUGCCAUCUAUUCAACAUUUCUGCAACGUGGAUAUGAUCAGGUGGUCCAUGAUGUAGAUCUUCAGAAACUACCUGUUCGAUUUGCUAUGGAUAGAGCUGGUUUGGUUGGAGCAGAUGGACCAACCCAUUGUGGAGCAUUUGAUAUCACAUACAUGGCCUGCUUGCCCAAUAUGGUGGUCAUGGCUCCAUCUGAUGAAGCUGAACUGAUGCACAUGAUUGCAACAGCAGCAGCAAUAGAUGACAGACCAAGCUGCUUUAGAUUUCCAAAAGGCAAUGGAAUUGGAGCCACUUUACCUCUCAAUAACAAAGGAAUUCCACUUGAGAUAGGAAAGGGCAGAAUUCCGAUACAAGGCAGCAGAGUUGCUAUUUUUGGAUAUGGUUCUGUAGUUCAACAAUGCCUGCAAGCUGCAAAAUUGCUCAAACCACUAGAUGUUUCUGUUACAGUGGCAGAUGCUAGGUUUUGCAAACCUUUGGACACUGAUCUCAUUAAGCUGUUAGCUAAGGAGCACGAGUUUCUCCUCACAGUGGAAGAGGGUUCUAUAGGAGGUUUUGGAUCACACGUUUCACAUUUCCUAAGCACAGCUGGUAUCCUGGAUGGACCUUUGAAGUGGAGAGCCAUGAUGCUUCCUGAUAAAUACAUUGAGCAUGGAUCACCGCAAGAUCAGACAGAAGAAGCAGGACUUUCAGCGAAGAACAUUGCUGUAACAGUCUUGUCUCUUCUGAAAAGGCCAAAGGAAGCUCUAAUGCUAAAGUAA
Abrus precatorius (Indian licorice) is the source of this 1603-nucleotide messenger RNA. Its product is annotated as probable 1-deoxy-D-xylulose-5-phosphate synthase 2, chloroplastic. NCBI's taxonomy places the organism in Eukaryota, Viridiplantae, Streptophyta, Magnoliopsida, Fabales, Fabaceae. Gene Ontology annotation, biological process: terpenoid biosynthetic process. The transcript is spliced from 6 exons. Gene Ontology annotation, molecular function: 1-deoxy-D-xylulose-5-phosphate synthase activity. The record is from RefSeq and is a predicted model, not a curated record. The coding region runs from base 38 to 1603 and encodes 521 amino acids.